UAUUUUCCCGCCCAUUUCCGUAACAACUCGGAAUCGGGGGAUUCCCCUAGAGUUAUCGGUCUUGUCGAUAAGAGUUAUCGUUUUGAAGCGAACAAAAACACGCGCCAAGAGGGAUGGCCGAGGCCGCUUUACGAGCAAUCUUCCGAACCGAGUGCGAUUCAAGAAGACUUAUGUUACUACAGAACAUAAUUACCAAAGCGGACAUCAGUGCCCUGGGGAUUCGUGUACGUACAAGAAAUGUCCUUUAUUUAAUAACGUAAAAAAUCUUGGGAAAAAUGUCAGUCGUGAUUGGAUGGAUGGACGGCGGGUGAUGGAGUUAGGGGUGCUGUUGGAAAACUUAUCAUCUUGUUCGCAUUGUCGGAUGGGUCCCAUCCCUCUAUAUAAAGAGAACAUUGUUGGAGAGAGGCGGAGGGGUUUGGGGGGGAUAUUUAUACAUAAUGUGUAUGAAUCCCGAGUGCGGAGAAGUGAACAUGGUUCCCUAUGGUAAAACGCACCGCCAAAAUAAGAAAACAACUGGGAUGCCGUGUUUUGUAGUAAAUACAAAAUUGGAACAGGUUUGUGAAUUUUUAUGAUUUUAAACCAAAUUUAAUAUAACUGGUAUAAACAACAAGUAACAAAUAAAUAUUAGUGCACAUCAAUUUUCAUCAUAAUUUUCUAAUAUAAUGAAAAAAAUAUUUUAAGCAAUGAUUGACAGUCUUGGGGGGCCAGACAGAGUCAACAACCUUCUGUCAACUUUAAACAUUCCUACUAUAAACAACAAGACAUUAAUGGUGAUGGAGCGCCGUGCAGGAGAAAGUGUGGAAGCUGUAGCUAAGGUUACUACAAAGAAGGCGGCUGAGGAAGUUUAUCAUGUGGAAAUGUCUGAAGUUGCUGAUGCAGAGUCGACUAAAGCUUUGCAAGGAGUAGAAUUGCUAGAGGAUUUGGGUGUUGGGGUUUUAGCAGAUGCAUCACCGAUAACAAAAGAGAUUCUGUUAAAGACCAAUUUGCCUGUCACGUUUGAUGACUCUGAUAAUGAAUUGGCUGAUACUGACCACAAACGAGAUAACACAGGCAUGGAAUCCUGUAUUCCUUUAGGACACCCCGACCCUUCAAUUGCACAAUUGACAAUUCCAAACACUCCCACAGUUGGUCAAACUUAGGACGACACUGUUUGUACACCAAUUAACACAACUUGUCCACAACCCUCACCAUCAAGGAAAAGAAAAAGAUCUUUGUCCAAAGGUACAGGCAAGAAAACUGUGAACCAAAAGCUGGACAAAAAGUCCCUAUGCAAGACCAGGAGGGGUAUGACUUGUGCUGUGGAUACAGCUUGGCAUAAACGAGGAUUCAAUAGCCUCACAGCACAUACACUUUUUAUGAGCAAGUCAAUAUACGGAAAGAAAGUACUAAAGACAGUAGUUGGUCACAGGACAUGUGGAACUUGCCACUGGUGGAGACGGAAUCGUCCUGGCAUCCCAGUUAGAAAACAUAGAUGUGUUCAAAACCAUAAUGGUAGUGCAAGAAGCAUGGAGAGUACGACUGGUCUCAAAGGAGUAAAGGAGCUGAUUGAUGAGAGAACACCUGUGGAGUACAUUGAAGGGGAUGGGGACAAUACGUUAAUUGCCCGUUUACGAUCAGAGCUGAAUUUGGAGAUGAAGAAGCGUUUUGACAAAAACCAUGUGGUGAAAAACAUUGGGAAGUGUUUGUUUUCUCCAAAGGGGAAAAAACUAAGUAAAUCUGUUAUCAUGCAUAUACAAAAGUGCGUGAAAUAUGCUUUUUCGAAAAAUCAGGGUAAUAAACAAGGAUUAGAAGAAAAUCUUAGAGGACUUAUUCCACACCAGUUCGGGGACCACCAGUACUGCAAACCAAGAUUUUGUGGGUGUUUGCGUAAACAAGGAGAGACAAAUCAACACAGAAGCUUGCCAUACAAAUCAGCAUUGAAAGACACAGAUUUACGACAACAAUUAGAGGCAGUUUUUAAACCUAUCAUAGCCAAUGCUGAACAGUAUAUUGAUCUUGGAUCGAGUCAGCAGUGCGAGCACGCUAAUCGUGAGGUAACACUGAGAGCUCCGAAGUCCCUCCAUUAUGGAAACUCGGAGUCCAUCGACUUUAAAGUUCAUGCUACUGCAGCUUUUAUCAAUGAAGGACGAAGAUAUAUCUCAAUGUUUAUACUAAUGUAUGGAGACAAUUUCCAGACUCAGCCCAUGAAGAGAGCGGAGUUUCUCCUGGAAAGUUUACCGAAGAACAUGCCGGGAAAAGGAUGAAGAGACGCAAGGAGGUGCAGGAAAAAAUUCAGCUCCCUUCAACAAAGCUAAGACGUCUUGUUCUGAAACAAGAAAGAGCUGUAACUCAGGGAGCCCAGGAAGCACUGGAGGGAGAUUCCUAUCAGUCUGGUAUUGGUCACGAUGAGCAUCCUGAUAUUGAAAAAUUACCAGAUCAAGUUGUUCCUGGUUGCUUCAAACCAGUGACUCUACCAUCAGCAGAAGAGCCUACGUUGGUUAUGUUUGAUAUUGAAACCACUGACCUUAUACGAGGAAGGCAGAUGCCCCAUAUUGUGCAAAUUGCUGCUGUAGAGCUGAAAAGUGACGCAACAUUCAAUACCUAUGUUCGACCCAAGAUGCCUCAGACUGAGAACGCACGACUAGUAACUGGUAUUGUUGCAAAUUCUAGUGGCGUGUCAGUUGCAGGUAAAUCAGUGAAGUCCGACAAUAUUCAUUCUGCUGCAGACAAAUUUAUCAGGUAUUUGACAAAAUUCAAGAAUGUGUGUUUAAUUGCUCACAAUGGCCGGCGUUUUGAUUUUCCUGUACUUGUUUCGACAUUCAAAAACAUACAGAAAGACACUCAGCUUUCCAGUGUAGUGACUGGUUGUGUAGACAGUCUAGCAAUGUUUAAGAAGUGUUUUAAAAAUCAAGAUUCAUACAAGCAGGAAAGUCUUUACCGAUCCCUUUUUAACGAAACAUACGGUGCCCAUAAUGCCGUAGACGAUGUGAAGGCCCUAGGGAAGCUUGUGCAGCAUGCACUGCUAUCACAGAUAGAUACCCUUUCCUUUACAUUUCCUCUCAAAGCAGUAAUCCAGCAACUAAUCUACAAUGGUGAAAAAGCUAGAAACUAUAAUUCCUUGGCAACACUUGUGCAGAAUGCUGUUCUUUCAAAGUGUAUGGCAGGAAAAAUAGCCGGAUCUGGGCUGACUCUCGGACAUCUUAAGGCGAUCAAGAAUCGUGAUGGUGAAGAUGGACUCAGAAACACUUUUCUUGUUAAAACAGAAGGACAAUCAAGAGUAAGCUGCACUAAGAAAACACUAGAUGAUGUUGUAUCUAAACUCAUGAGUGCUUUGUAAAUGAUUGUAAAGUCAAGUACUGGAAAACAUCUUAUUUUGAAGAACCAUUUAUAUAUGUGUGUAUAUCUAUGUAAUAUAAGUAUAUGCAUUUACAUAUAAAUAUAUUCACUAUUCUGAUGUAUUCAUACAUUAUGUAUCUGAUUGUAACAUUUCAAAUGAAGACAUCAAACACUUGAGUUGAUUAAGCAUGUUUAUGUAUAUCAGAUGAGCACUUCUCAGAUUUUACAAUUUGGGGGGAGGGGUAGUAGAAACUAGAAUUUUAAAAAAAAUUGACGGUAAAAAAACAAAAUUUGUAUCUGAAUUUGUUGCUUAUAGAUGUCUUUAAAUUAUUGUUAUACCAAAUAUUGGUGCACUUUCAUACUUUUUUUUAUUUUGGGCCAUAUUGUACACUUGUCUGUAUUUCACUAACACAUUCUUGGAAGGCAUGUUUGCAGUUUGAGUGAAAAAAAAAAUUAUAUAAGACCUACAUUCUUGGAUUUGUUUUUUAUUGCAUUCUCUUUCUUAUAUAUUUAACUAAAUAAUAUGAAGCUAUCAUACAGUUCUUUUUGAAUUAUUGGAUAUUAUGAACUGAGGUUUAAUAUUACAUUUAGUGCUGAAGCACCGAAAAUAUCAAUGGCAUACUUUUCUAAAUAUUUUGAAA
Messenger RNA from Magallana angulata, 3956 nucleotides. Its product is annotated as three-prime repair exonuclease 1-like. Gene Ontology annotation, cellular component: cytoplasm. Gene Ontology annotation, molecular function: 3'-5'-DNA exonuclease activity; nucleic acid binding. Bases 2240 to 3316 code for a protein of 358 amino acids. Lineage: Eukaryota; Metazoa; Mollusca; Bivalvia; Ostreida; Ostreidae. Gene Ontology annotation, biological process: DNA catabolic process. The record is from RefSeq and is a predicted model, not a curated record. The transcript is spliced from 10 exons.